Messenger RNA from Contarinia nasturtii (swede midge), 981 nucleotides. RefSeq lists its product as uncharacterized. NCBI's taxonomy places the organism in Eukaryota, Metazoa, Arthropoda, Insecta, Diptera, Cecidomyiidae. The record is from RefSeq and is a predicted model, not a curated record. The transcript has 2 exons. Bases 78 to 830 code for a protein of 250 amino acids.
UGCUUGAAAUAAGUUUAGUCUCUCAUUGUCCCUUGAUGUGAUAACUGGUGUAUUGUAUAAGCAAAACGAAAAAAAGUAUGAAAACAAUAAUCUGUGUGAUAGCAUGUGUGUUGGUGAUUGGCAUAUAUGCCGAUAAUGCUGCUGUUGUUCGACCAAAUUUAGCACAAGAUCAAAUUAAUUUGCCAGCGGGUCAAAAAAAUACGGCAACAAAUCAAAAUAAUGUUGCGUCAUCAACAAAUCAAAUUUGGACCGAUGUAAAUGGUACGCGAUGGGAUUUGGGAAAACUACAUUUAGUCGAUGCAAAACGUAUUGUUGAUCAUGUUACCACAAAUAUACCAAGAAUAUUUACAUGGAGAAGCUGGAAUCAUUGGCUUGAUGGAUCUAAAAAUAAUUUGAAAAAAGGUUUUGACAAUGUGUUGGCCGGUGAAGGUAUGGCAUUUGCAGAUAAAUCAUUUGUGCUGAAAUUCCGAACGGCAUACGAUGCAUCUGAUAUAAAUAAGGAAUUGGUGACAUCGUCUUGGACAUCGCCAUCUGAAAAAUGUCCACCAUCACAAGAUUGUCGCUAUUAUGGUAUUCUUAUUUUUGAUGCUGAAAGUCGACCAGUUGCAAGUCUUUUCUGGCAAGCAGCAGACAAACAGUUCGUUCGUACCUACAAAGAUAGUGCCUGGAGUGGCGUUGAUGUAACACAAUUUGAUCGGUGGUAUCGAUUUGUACAAAAAUCUCAGGAUCAAAAUGCUCCGAAAUUCACACUUCCGAAACCAUCAUUGGCACCAGAUCAAGCCGCCGCGGCUGCGGCAGCAGCCACUACACCAGCCAAUCGUAAAGGAUAGAAAGAAUUCUUUGUCUUCGAAAAUUUGUUAUGAAAAAGGUCAAUUCAACGUAAACAUUCAUAAAUAGUGCGAAUUCAAUUUGAAAUAUUACAAAGCAUAUCUUUUAUAAUGAAUUCUUUGCAAAAAUAAUAAAGCGCAUUUAUAAAAAUUA